This is a messenger RNA of Brassica napus (rape), 11382 nucleotides long. Its product is annotated as disease resistance protein RPS6-like. The transcript has 5 exons. Gene Ontology annotation, molecular function: ADP binding; ATP hydrolysis activity. Lineage: Eukaryota; Viridiplantae; Streptophyta; Magnoliopsida; Brassicales; Brassicaceae. Gene Ontology annotation, biological process: defense response. The record is from RefSeq and is a predicted model, not a curated record. Bases 7121 to 10177 code for a protein of 1018 amino acids.
UAGCACCACAGUGAGAGCAUUUGAACGUAGGAUCACCUUCAUCAAUAUAUCCUAUAUAUGUCCAAAAAAGAACCCAAACAGUGAAAAUCAAUAUUUAAUUAUUUUAUAAUAAGAAAAAUUACUCAUGUGUGUUGGUCAAGAUUGUCAAUGAAAGUACCUUCUUCCUUUCUCUUCGGCUCUUUUUUUCUCUUAGACUGUCCAUUAUUCGACAUUGACACACCUUUCUUGCAUUGUUGCAAAAUUCUAGACAUAGAAAACGAUUCUGGUUGAUAAGGAUUUGUUGCUGGUGAAGCAUGGGCAACUAUAUCCAUCAUUUGGUUAUCUAAUCCAUCAUUUUCUGAAUCUGUACUUUCUUGAGAACUGUAGUCAAAAUCAAGUUCACCUUCUCCAUCAAUGUUGCCUACAAUAUAUUUAAAAUAAAACAAAUUCACAAAUCAAAUUAAAUUAAUGAAACUCAAAUAAAACGAAUCUUCACUGGCAUGAUUUAUUUUUAUUACCUUCGUUUAGAUCAUCUUCAGCAGCUUGUUUUUUUUUGAUUUGGAGUGUGAUGUAUUCCAGUAGAUGAACUGACAUUUGGAUAAGCUAAAGAAUGUGAAAUGUUGGUAAUGUCAUUCAAAACAGCACGUGAUGUAUUCCUUUGUCUCUUUGAAUGAAUGAUUUGUGCUGAGGUUAGACUUGAGUUGGGCAAAUUUGAAACUACAAAAUGGAGAAGAACACUUUUUAAUAAGAUGGUUUCACAUGUCUCUACUUGCUGUGUCAACCCAUUUGUAGUCAUAUUGAAUCUUUGUACUUACAAUAAUGAGAUGUCAAACAACUCAUGUUGAUUGGUGUAUAUGACGUUUGUUUGGACAUCAAAUCCACACCUUUGGCCGUACAUGAAAAUUAAACAUAUUAGUCAGAUAAUUUACCAACAUAAUUGGAUAAUAAAGUAGAACUGGUGAUCUUUAUUUUACCAAAGAGCCGAACUGGUUUAUAAGUUGGUGUUUGCUCUAUAUUGUUGCUCUCAUGAUGUGGCUGAUUCAGUGGAGAAGAUGAUUUUGAAAGUGGUGAGGAACCAAUCUGAUGAAAAACCCUACUAAAUAUCGAUCUUAAUGGAACAGAAGAACUUGUUAACUCUGGACUGGCAUUAGCAUUCCUUGGUACUUGGGAAAUUGGAAGCAUGUUUUCCCUUUGAUCACCAUUACCAUCCCCUCGUUUUCUUUUCAUAUCGAGUAAUCUUUUUCCCCACACGAGUUCUCUAAGCGCAGCAGCAAAUGAAAUCCUAUUUUUUAUUAUAGAUUUUAGUGAUCGCCUAGAGUAAAGGAUAUGGUUAUUGUGGAUAUUCAGAUAUGGCAAAUAAAUUAUAUAAUAGACGAUUGUAAUAUUUAGUAUAUUUUAAACUUGGAAAGUAAAAAUUUUUUAGUAUUUAUGAGAGCAUUUGUAUAAUAGCCGAUCAAUCCAUAUAGUAAAAUAAUAAUGUAGACUAUUUGUAAGAUUAUUCGUCCAUAUAAUUAUUUUUUCCUUUUAAAAUAUUAAAACAUUUGAUCAUGGUGGUUUUGUAGGCAGUUCACACCAUAUUCGUAUUCCGGUGAAGAAGGUCAUGGAAAUAUGGCAAUUAAGUAGUCUCUUCUGUCAUCAAGUAUCAGGUUACGUCCCUUUACGAUCUUUUUUAUUUGUCCAAGUGAUCCGUUGAAUUAGUUCUCCUACGUGUGUGCUAAGUUGUUUUGGUUGGAUAUAUAUAUGGAAUAAUUUUUAGAUAAACCUUUAGAAACACUAAUUAUGAGAAGUUGUCUUAUUGAUUAUUCAAAGCAUCAAAACCAAUAGAACAAAAUACUUCAAUAACCGAAAACCAAAGGAAAAAACAAAACAAAUAGAGUAGAACUGAAAAACCAAUAAUCUAAUCUAUUAAAAACUAAAGCACUGAAAAUAGAAAAUAAAGCAAGGAAAUGGUGAAACAAUUUUAAACAACGCCCCCCCCUAAUCGGUCUUAGUCUUCUCGAGCUUGAUUGGAGCUGGGCAUAUCUUUUUUGAAGUUGAAGUGAGCUCUGGUAGAUUAGUAUCAACUUCUUUUCUUUUAGAUAUUGGAGUAGCACAUUCAGAAGAUUCUUGAGUGUUUCCUUUGAUUGCCAACAUCUAUUUAAAAAAGUAUUAAAAUUGCUAAUAUUAUAAUAAGUUCUUCAAAGUUGGGAUAUAAACCAAGGAAUAUGAACAAUAAAACAAUUAAAAUUACCCCUCCGGAUGACAAACUUGAAGACACCCCUUCAAUCUGGGAUACUGGUUCCGAGUUAGACUCAACUUUCUGAAUGAAAUCACCUGACCAGACCUCUGAAACUUUAUAUAUGUCUGUUCCAUCUGAGCAAGCAACUCCAAAACAGAAAGAUUUUCCCACUAAAGCUUGAAUAGGUAGAGGUAAAAUCUUUGGAUCUUCAAUCUGAAAAAUAUAAAUUAGUAAUUAGUAUAUAUUUAGAGCCAUAUGGGAUCAGUAAUAUUUUACAUAGAACGCUAUAAACUAUAAAAGAUUGGGUAACUCACCUCUUCAUAUGAACCAUCCCAUAGAUUUUUAGCCUCGUCACCAAUAAUGGUUUUAGCCACAGAAUCUAGCAACAUAAUUUUACACGUUCCAGUGUCAUCUUCAACAAUCAAAUGGAGCUUGAAUCUGAAAUAUAAUAUUUAAAAAUGUACCUUCCAUUACUAAUUGUAAUGAUUAGAAAAAACAACUUAUUUUGGACAGAAAGUGAAUGUUUUUAAACAAACUUACUUUGGCUCAACAUUAGAAACGGUGGCACGACAAUCUCGGCAACGGAAUAAAGGCUUGUCAGUUGUGUUACCCUUUCCAGUGAUCAUAGUAACACUAUGGCUACACCUCUUACAUCCAAUAUAGUACCAUCUCCAGUCUGUGUCAACCGUCUUAAUUGAACAUAUGAUCUUUGUCUUCUCCACCUAGAUAGGGAUACAAUAAUAACUUAAGUGUAUGAAUAAGAAAACAUGACUAACUGACAUAGGAAAUAUCAUAGAUACAAAAAUGAACUUAGAAUAAGUCACCUCAGUGAUUUGCGACAAUUCACAGAUCAUGUUAAUCCCAAUGUCAUCCCAAUCGUCUCUCACGCUUACGAUUUCUCUUUUCUCUUCUUUAUUUCCAUUAAGAGACAGAGGCCGAAGAUCAUCCUUCAUUCUGUAAAUAAAGAAAAUUUUAAAAAAGUCAAUCAAAUAGGAUAAUCAAUAAAAGAUAGGAUAAUAAAAAAAAAGUAUUACUUGUCUUUGAAAACAUCAGCCUCAGGAACUGUUGGGUUGAGAUCAAGUACGGUAGCAUCAAAUGCAUUCGUGACCUGUAUGUCGCCUACAAUAUUGAAAAUUUCAAUACCAAUGUUAGACAAAUACGGACGAAAAAACAAUAUAAACAUAUAGUAGAUUAAAUAUAUACCUCGAAACUCAGUGAUUUUUGCAAAUCUUAACAAAAAAACAUUGUUCUCGAUAUCUGAUUCUUGUGCAUAUUGUUCAAUUUUUUCCGCAUAUGAACCCCAAAGACAACAUGCAACUUCGUUACCACUGUUGAAAACGACAUUCGGAUUAUUAAAUCCCAAAUACAUCAACAACCAGUUUCGAUUAAGAAAAAAAUACCAUGUAUCUCUCAUACGAAACUGAAUCAUCUUUCUCUCCUCAUUCUUCACUUGAACGAUCCUAACUUCAGUCACGUCAUAAGGUUGACCAAGUAUAUCUGAAUCAUACAAAAAUAUAAUGGUUAGAUAGGAUAGAAAACGUUAACACAUUUCAAUUAUUGAAAAAUAGAAACUGAAUAAAUUACCAAUAAGGAGUUUUGUAUCAAGCUUUCCUUUCGAAAGCUCAUCGAAAUUAGCUAGAGAUAAGAAACUCCUAUCAUCAUGGUAGUCAGAUCCAGUAAAAACGGUUUCAUUGGUAAUAUUGAUCUUAUAGUCAUGUCAUGUUGGUCGAUAUUUCCCACCUGCUUUGGAAACCUUAAAAUUCUCAACAACACGCCACUCUCCAAUUGGAAGGUUACGUUGAGUACGAAACAUGUGAGCUUUAUUGCAGGAUGCAUGAAUUUUACCACCCUGAAAUUCACGAAAUAGUAUUAGAAAGUAGUAGUAUUGACAGAUGGGUAAUUUUGUGUAUGAAUGACUUACUGCUUCAUCAGCUAAGACCAUUUCAAAUGUUUCUUGGGCAUAGGGGGUGGUUUGUUUCCACGAAUGUAUCAGUUUCACUCGCACACGCCAUGCCGACUUCCAAGGUUUGACACUGGAAAGCAAAGAGAAACUUUUGUUUAGUGACAUGAUUGUUUUCAAACGAUGAAAUGUUGUGGUGACUAUUGGUGUGAGGGAAACUAUAUAUAAUGGAGAUAUGGAACCCUAUGAAUUCUAAAACUACACAACGCCCACUUUGCCCACUUUGCAAGUAAACCGAAUAUGCUCUGCAUAUAAAAUAUUUUUUGUUACCAAGAAUAUAGGUAAUCGUUUGAUAGAAAUCAAUUAUCUUUGUUAUGUUAGAUAUUCUUGUUACCAAUAAUUGAUAACUUUUAAUUAUAAUCAAUGUUGAUUGAUGCGCAAGGUUAGGGGAUGAAUGAUUCUGGUUACUAAUUAUAUGCAAUAUAUUUCGAUGGUAACAUGAAUAUAGUAUUGAUUUCUUUUUGGUUAAAUCAGAAUCGCUUUCCAAAAAUAUAAAAUAUUUUUUGUUACCAAGAAUAUAGCUAAUCGUUUGAUAGAAAUCAAUUAUCUUUGUUAUGUUAGAUAUUCUUGUUACCAAUAAUUGAUAACUUUAAUUAUUUAAUGUUCAAAAUAAAUGUUGAUUGAUGCGCAAGGUUAGGGGAGGAAUGAUUCUGGUAACUAAUUAUAUGCAAUAUAUUUCGAUGGUAACAUGAAUAUAGUAUUGAUAUCUUUUUGGUUAAAUCAGAAUCGCUUUCCAUUUUUUUUGGUAACUAAUUAUAUGCAAUAUAUUUCAAUUAUGUUUUCAAAUUUUGAACGUGUUGUAGAGACUUCCGGAUGUUAAGGAAGGAAGAACUCAUUUGGAAAAAAAAAACUACACCAUCUAAUAUUAACGUAAAUACCAAAAACAAUUAUACGAUACAUUAGUAUAGUUUACGGUACCAGUAACAUGAUGUUAAUGUUAAUUAGUGUUUUGGAGGAAUGUUAGAUGCUAUAUAAUUAUACGAUACGAAAGAAAAAUUGAAUUGAUGAUUUAAUUUGAAGUCAUCCGAUUUAUAACCUAACAUUCCAUCAUGUUCAAUACUUUAAGUCAUUGUUUCCGUUUUUGUAGUGUAUAGUAUAGCAUUAAAUAAUCGAUAAAGACAAGCUAAUUUUAAGGAAAGAGUAAUAAUAGUUUCAGUGGCAUUCGAAAGUAAUUAACAUUGAAAACUCAGGGUUAACUUAAUUUUGUACUCCUGUUUUAAUAGAUUAUAAGAUAGAUAAACUGCAUAAAUGGCUUCCACAUGACGGUUUAUUUAUUUCAAGACUGGUACAUGUCCUAUAUAUUAUUAUCCAUUAAUCUAUUGGAACUGGGCUUAACGAUGACAUGUGGCCAACAGUAUAAAAUUGUCGCCAUAUAAAUAUAGUACAUGAACAGUUUCCUAUGAUUGCUCAAUGAUAUUUCUUUCUAGCAAUAGUAAUUCGUCAAAAGUUACUAACGCAUUAUAAUGACCAUUUCCAAUUGUCAGAAACCAAAAAGUUUAAUAUAUUUUCCGAAAAAUAAAUGUUUUGCAAAGUCAUUUGUUUAUAAAAAAUAUGUAUUUUACAUUUUCAAUAUAUUCUACAUAAAUUAAUAAUAAUAAAUUAUAGUUUUUUAAAAUUUAAUUGUAUUUACUAAAUUACUACUGAUUUAAAAUUGUUGAAAUGAUUCAUUAUCAGAUUUUCAUAUGUUUUAAUAUACAUAAAUACAAAACAUUUAUUUUUUUAGAAAAGUACAUAUCUUUUAAGCGCAUGAACUUUAUUUCAAAAAUUAUUUACACUACAUAUCUGAUAAAUUUUAAGAAAACUUCAAAUAUAUAAUAGUUUCUAUUAAUUUUAUUAAUCAGGCAUAUACGUUUCUAUUAAUUAAGCUUCCGCCAUAGGUGUAACUCGUCCUCCGUUUUUCUAUUUAACAAUUUUAUUAGUUAGGCAAUACAUUUAAAUAUAUAAUUGUUUCUAUUUAACAAUCAAGAUCAUACAUAUAUAUGCUAAUUGUAAAUUUAUCUAUUUCAACUUGAAGUUAUUGCGAAAUUUUUUAAUUUAUUUUUUUGUCAGCAGAAAAGUUUUAUUUAAAACUAUGUUACAUGGGAUGCCAUAGCCUACUGUUGUAGACAUGUACUCCAUUAUCUUGCAAAUUAAUAAUUUAAUAACUCUGUUAAAUAGUUAUACUAUGGUUUAAGUUUUAAUAAAGGAUUUAAGAAAACUUAAUUGAUUAAUGAGAAAGAAAAAUACAGACGCGUUGUCCCUUUCCCUGCAUCUCUCUUGGUUGUCUUUGUUUCCUGACAUCUUAGAUUCAUCGUAUGAAGUAUACUCACUUUCAGAAAAUAAAAGAAAAGAACUUUUAUAUCAACUUUCAAUCUUGUUGACUAACGAACUUUCAGACAAAGCAUACGAGAGGAGUGAUCAGUUUCACCAAAAAAGUUCUGCAUUAUUAUUUAGAUUAGAUCAUUGCAAUCUUUCUCAGGUUAUUUGUUUUGUUUCUCUUCAUGUCUUCUUCUUCAUCGUCUUGUGAUUGGGUAUACGACGUCUUCCCGAGCUUCAGAGGAAAAGAUGUCCGUAAGUCAUUCCUCAGCCAUUUUCUCAAGGAGUUGGAUCGAAAACUCAUCAGUGCUUUCAAAGACAAGAAGAUCGAGACAAGUGAAUCACUUGAUCCCGUCCUUAAGCAAGCCAUUAAAAAAUCAAGGAUUGCGAUCGUCAUCUUCUCCCAAUAAUACGCUUCUUCUAGCUGGUGCCUUAACGAGUUGCUGGAGAUAGUGAAAUGCCAAGAAGAGUUAAGUCAAAUAGUUAUACCCGUUUUCUACGAGGUUGAUCCUUGUCAUGUCAGACAUCAGACUAAAGAGUUUGGAGAGGUCUUUAAGAAGACAUGCCUGAGAAAAACAGAGGACGAGAUACAACUAUGGAAGAAAGCUUUGACCGAUGUUGCAAAUCUUGUCGGAUAUCAUUCUCAAAACUGGGAAAACGAAGCAACAAUGAUUGAAGUAAUAGCCAAUGAUGUUUUGGGUAAAUUGAAUUUAAAUCCGUCUAAGGAUUUCGAGGACUUUGUCGGGAUCGAAGAUCAUAUGGAAAAGAUGAGUUCACUUUUGUGCUUGGAAUCCAAGGAAGUGAAGAUGAUUGGGAUAUGGGGUCCUUCCGGAAUUGGCAAGAGUAUUAUUGCAAGAGCACUAGAAUCUCGACUCUCUCGUCACUUCCAUGGUAAAGUUUUCAUAGACAUGCGUUUCAUAUCCAAGAGUAAGGAAUGUUAUCGCAAAGGUAACUCAGAUGAUAUUAACAUGAAGCUGCACUUGCAAGAAAACUUCCUUUCUAAGAUAUUAGAUAAGGAAGGGGUAAAAGUAGAUACCUUAAAUGCCGUGAGAGAGAAGCUAAAGCGCCAAAAAGUUCUUAUAUUUAUCGAUGAUUUGGAUGAUCCGGUGGUGUUAGAUGCGUUGGCUGGUGGAGACGAAUGUUUUGGUCCUGGGAGUAGGAUAAUUGCAAUUACAAAAGAUAUGCAGAUACUAAGGGCCCAUCGGAUUACAUGUGUUUACAAGGUUGAAACCCCAUCUAAAGAAAUAGCGCUUCAGAUGUUAUGUCGAUCUGCUUUCAGACAAGAUUCUCCGCCUGAUGGGUUCAUGGAGGUUGCGUCUGAAGUUGCAAUGCGUCUAGGUGGUCUUCCUUUGGGACUUAACAUUAUAGGUUCGGCCUUGAGGGAAAGGGACAAAACUCAUUGGGUAAAUAUGUUGCCAGCUCUUCGGAAAGGUCUAGACGGAAGAAUUGACGAAGCACUAAGCUUCAGCUACAAAUCAUUAGAAAGAAAAGAAUAUAAAGCAUUGUUUCGUCACCUCGCGUGUCUUUUUAACGGUGAUGAAGUCAGUUACAUCAAGUUGAUGCUUGCAGAUAGUGAGUUGAAUGUUGACAUGGGUCUUGAAGUUUUAGUUGAUAAGUCCCUCAUACGUGUGGUACCAUUUUGGAAUAAUACGAACAUCGUGGAGAUGCACUGUUUAGUACAAGAAAUGGGUAAAGAAAUUGUUCGUGGACAAUCUGACAAGCCUGGAGAACGAGAAUUUCUAAUGGAUUCAAAGGAUGUUUGCAAUGUUCUUAAAGAUCGUACCGGUACUGAAAAGCUUAUAGGUAUAUCAAUGGACUUAGAUGAAAUUGAUAAGGUGAAGAUACAUGAGAAGGCUUUUAAAAGGAUGAGUAAUCUCCGUUUUCUAAAAUUCUAUAAAAGGUCAUUGCAACCGAAGAAAGAAGUUAGAUGGCAAACACCCAAAACACUCAAUGAUUUUCCGGAUGAACUCAAGUUACUAAGUUGGCCAGGAUAUCCUAUGGAAUGCAUGCCUUCUAAUUUUUGUCCUGAAUAUUUGGUUGAACUCAGUAUGCCUAACAGCAAGCUUAAAAAGCUAUGGAAAGAAGUUGAGGAGCUUACAUACCUGAAGGAUAUGGAUUUGUCAGGAUCUAAAAGCCUGAAAAAGAUUCCAGAUCUUUCAACGGCGACCAAUCUUGAGACAUUGAAUCUUCAUGGUUGUUCAAGCUUGGUGGAGCUUCCCUCUUCUAUUCAAAGUCUCAAUAAACUGACGGAUUUGAACAUGUCUGGAUGCACAAAUCUGGAGACACUUCCAAAUGGAGCCAACCUGAAAUCUCUAGUUCGCCUCGUUCUCAAUGGUUGCUCACAGUUGAAGGUUUUCCCUGAUAUUUCGAGUAAAAUAGAAUCCAUCAUUGCAAACAAGACAGCUUUUGAAAUUUUCCCUUCUAAAUUGCGUCUUGAGAAUCUUGUUGAACUUCGCAUGGAGCACAGCAUGAGUCAAAGGUUAUGGGAGGGAGUUCAGCCUCUUACAAGCCUCACAAAGAUAGUGUUGUCCGGAUCACAAAACCUGAAAGAAAUCCCAGAUCUUUCACUGGCAACAAGUCUAGAGACACUAAAUCUCAAUGGUUGCUCUAGUUUGGUGGAGCUAACUUGUUCAUUCAUUCAGAAUCUUAAUAAACUAACCACCUUGGAAAUGACAGGAUGCUCAAGUCUAGAGACUCUACCAACUGGCAUCAACUUGAAAUCUCUCUACCGCCUCAACCUCAAUGAAUGCUCGCAGUUGAAGAGUUUCCCUGAUAUCUCAGAUAACAUCUCCACCCUCUAUCUAAACCAAACGGCGAUAGAAGAAGUUCCUCGAUGGAUCGAAAACUUCUCCAAACUUGAAUCCUUGGAAAUGUGGAAAUGCAAAAAUCUAGCGACUCUUCCAACUGGCAUCAACCUAAAAUCUCUCUAUCGUCUCAAUCUCAGUGGAUGUCCACGGCUGAAAAGUUUUCCAGAUAUCUCAAGCAAUAUCUCCAAUCUUUAUCUUAACCAAACAGCGAUUGAAGAAGUCCCUCCAUGGAUAAAUAACUUUUCUAGCCUUGAAGCCCUGGAAAUGUGGGAAUGCAGACAGCUAAGAUGCAUCUCACCAAACAUCUUCAAACUUGAAAAUCUUGGCGAGAUUUUCUUCUCGGACUGCGAGCAAUUGUCUGAAGUUAGCUUUCUAGACUUUCCACUGGAGGAAGCAGAAGACACCAGUAAUACUUGCACUAAGUUGUCAUUGAUAAGUUUCACCAACUGCAUAAAUUUGAAUCAAGAAAACUUCAUUCAACAAUCAGCUUCCAAGUAUCUGAUCUUACCAGGUGUUGAAGUGCCCCCUUACUUUACGCACAGAUCUGCUGGGAGCAUCUUUAACAUCCCUCUACAUCAUUCUUCUCUUUCUCAACAACCAGUCUUCAACUUCAAGGCUUGUGUCGUGGUUUCUGAUGUCGAUGCGGUUACUGAAGGAACAGAAACCGCCGACCAUCAUCUUUGCUUUAUUGACAUUGAGGUAAAUUGCCGGUUUAAAGACAGCCACGGGAACUACUCUGGGUCAACAGAGUCAAUAGAUUUCUCCUUACCUCAAGAGUAUGAUCAUCUGAUUAUAUUUGACUGUCCUUUCCGUCAAAACCAAGACAGUGGUGAAUCGAAUUGCGAACAAGUUGAGAUAGAGUUUAGUCUUGUUAGUACAGGGCUCAGACUAAUAGGAUGUGGUUUAAAACGCCAAUGACUGCAUGUACCAUCUUCUUGUUAGUAUCUAUUGGCCACUGUAACGUUUUUCAUACAUAUAUGGGGUUAAAAAUCAAAGUUUAAUUUAUUCAGAAAAAAAUGAAAAAAGGUAUUGCAUGAUAUUAGUCUUUAGGGCAGCUCAAGAACCCUUUAACUUGCACACCGUGAGGUACCAUCAUCAAUAUAUCCUCUAUAAACUUCUACGAAGAAAUUUCUUCAAGUUAUGAAUCUAUUAACAACGAUUACCGUUGCUUCUUUCAGACAUUUUAGUUUUUCAGAACAAUAAGCUAAGAAAUGUAUUGUUUUGAAAGUGGAUUAAAAUCCAGUUCUUCCGCGUUAACUUUCAUUUAUGCAAUAUGGUCUGUGAGCUGCCAACUUGACUCUUCAAAAAGUUGAUCUUGGUGUCUCUGGCAGCGAUAAAACAGUACACGCACUUUCAAAUUCAGCAAUUUUGCGUCAGUUGGUUGUUAGCUCCACGUUGACAAACAUGCUCUCUUUGUGAAGAAUCAAACUCUGUCUUUACAUAGUUGAUGUUUUGUGUUUUUAUCAGUUUUAAACUCGGUUUUUGACAAAGAAUGAUUGGAUUUUUAAGGUAUUUUGGUCUUUUCAGCUCUUUUUGUCGUUCUUCUAUACCUAUUACAGGUUACAGGUUAGCUUACUGAAAAACGCAUUUGGAAAUGAAUUUGGAGAAAAAAGGAAGAACACGAUCGAACUGAGCUAGAAACAUGAACCUGUUGGAAUUUAUACCGGUUUAUAACAAUUUAUAAAUCAACCUAUGAAUUCAAUUUGCCUAGAAUCUCAUGUCAAUACUGAAAUAAACUUAGAUCUUAGGGUCUUAAAUAUACCUGAAAAUUUUACAGCGGAAAGACAAACAAACAAAGUCGAGAUUUAGAGCACUCCAAACGUUGUGCCUCUACCGGUAUCCACAUGCACACGAACUGGAUCGAUACGGAAUGCUAGUACAGUUGAGAUCAAAUCUCAAAGCCUUGACAAACUCUUUUUGUCUCUUUAGGGUUUUAGCCGUCACAUUUAUUUUUGUGUGUUUUUGUAUAUCACACAAAACGUCAACGGUAUGACCUUAUAUAACGUGCAUGAAACCUAAUUAUAAUCACAUUAGAAUUAUGGACUAAGCCCAUUUGUAUUAGUUAGCCGACGUGCAAUCACUAUUGCAUACGCAUAUAUAAGUUACCUUACAUAUCGCAUAUG